Plectropomus leopardus (leopard coralgrouper) is the source of this 958-nucleotide messenger RNA. RefSeq lists its product as uncharacterized. The record is from RefSeq and is a predicted model, not a curated record. NCBI's taxonomy places the organism in Eukaryota, Metazoa, Chordata, Actinopteri, Perciformes, Serranidae.
UUCUUGUACCUGUUCGCCUGAAGCGAGUGCGACAUUUACUUUGUGUUCAUCUCAAAACAACAUGCUGCUCAGCUUUUUUCUCCUGUUCUUUUUGUGUGAGAGCACAGUGAAAUCCCAGAUUACAGCAGGGUUUACAAGCCGUGCUUUUACCACAAGAAGGACUAUUCCUACAGAGGCUCCAGAAGAAAAGCUACCUCCUCUGCAGCUGGUUGCCACACCAAACUACCCAGUUGCAGUAGGUCAAAAAGUCCACCUGCACUGCAGUGCUGUCAACAUGACCGUCUCAGUCAAGUGGGUCUGGCAACGUCAAGAAAAUCAGACCUGGCAAGAAGUGGGCACUGGUAGGGAUCAGACCCUAACUGAGCCAGAGGAGAGUGGGAUUUACCGCUGCCGUGCCCAGAGCCGGUUAUCUCAGAAGAACGUGACGAGCCCUGAACAUACGGUCUAUAUUGUCUCGAAGCAUACGACAGUCCCUGAGAAUUUAGGAAUAGCUGCCUUUUUCCUUUCUCUCCUGGCCUUGUUCAUCAACAUUGCAAUUCUUUUUUGGCUGGGCUGCCAAAGAUUUGGAACCAAACAGAACACAUCCACUGCAGCUAAAAGUUUUCCUGGACCUGAAAAGUCUUCAAAGGGAGGUUUGCCACACCCUGAAAUCGACGGAGAUGUGUACAUGAAUUACACAAACACCAGCCCAGCCUACACUGACCUGGACCCCACCAUUGUGGCUGUGGAUAAUGUGUACUCGAGUCUGUCAUGAACAUCCAUGGAAAGAUGGAGAUGUGCAAUAAAAAGACAAAAAGAGCAUUUUCUUCAGCAGCAGAAUUUCUGCAAAGAGAGCCUAACAUUUAACCUGAUAGAUUAGCGUUUGCUAUGUAUGUUUGAUUUAAUCUAAUUUGAUACAGGUUAUUUAACACAGUCUGAAUGUGGUAAAACCUGCACAUCUGUAGUUCUAGCUAGAUAG